AUGUACCUCAUUCCUUUCAGGUGUUUACAUUUUGAAAAUGAGGAGAAAGAGGAUUUUUCCUCUGGUUCAUUGCUAGAUAUUUUCUUCAUUUCAGUGACCAUUUGGGGCGUGGUUUUGGCUGAGAGGGUCUGCUACUUCAGCCAGGAGCCUGAUGCGAGUCAGUCAGGCCGUCUUCGCUGGGUUAUGCCGGGGAGUCAGGAAGAUCGUUGCGCCUGUACCAGUACCAGACCAGGGCCCGUUAACGUGCAGCCAGUCCGUUGGUCUCAUCCACCGUUCUACACCGACACUCCAAUCUUUACCGACGACCAGGAGGACAUUCAUGACUACUUCGGCUGUCCAAAUCCCUGCCAGCCAAACCCUUGUCGAUACAAUGGGAAAUGCAAGAAACAUGGCGACUCUUUCCAGUGCGAUUGUAAACGUGGUAUCAAUGGAGAACGCUGUGAUAAACCUAAAGAUUGCCAUGCCCUGUACGAUGCUCGUAUCCGCGAUAGCGGUGUGUAUACCAUUUACCCAUCGCAGUAUCCGGAAGGCUUACAGGUCUACUGUGAUGGCAACGGUUGGAUCGUUUUUCAGGACCGGUUUGAUGGGUCGGUGAAUUUCACUCGCAACUGGACCGAGUACCGAGACGGAUUUGGCGACCUCUGGGGAGAGUUCUGGCUUGGGAACGAGAAACUCCGUCAACUGACGUCAACAAAGGAAUGGGCACUAGAGAUUGAGCUGAUGUAUGAUGAUCUGUCCGGUUCAAUAGAUCAGUUCACGAUCAGGUGGCCAUUCCGUGUUGUGGGCGAUGAUUACCGUCUGGUGGUUGAAGGAUUAACCGAUGGUUUCCCCUUUCUUUCAAUCGACACCCCACGUGCGUUUUCGACGUAUGAUAGAGACAACGACGAUUCCAUCGGAAUCAACUGUGCUGAGGUUGGGAGAGGAGGAUGGUGGUUUGGCGACUGUGCAUCUCAACAGGAUUCUGGGGUCAAUCUGAAUGGAGAAUACUCCCUUCUUGAUCACCCAGACUAUUAUAUAUAUCAGGAAAACCUCGCUAUUGUGCGGGAUGAUGGAGUGAAGCUAGUUUACAAUAGUCAAAUGAAGCUACGCCGCUUCACUCCAAACGAUUGUCCAAACUUGUAUCAUUUUGGUAUCGAGGGGAGCGGCGUCUACACCAUAUAUCCGUUGAGGCGCUCGAACAGAAUGAGGGUUUACUGUGAUAUGGAUACAGAACCUAAAGAUUGGAUUGUGUUUCAGAAGCGGUUUGAUGGUUCGGUGAAUUUCACUCGCAACUGGACCGAUUACAAGGACGGAUUUGGCGACCUCUCGGGAGAGUUCUGGCUUGGGAACGAGAAACUCCGUCUACUCACUUCUACCAAUAAUUGGAAACUAAGGGUAGACCUGGAGGACGAUAAGGGAAUGAAUGAAACCAUCACUGUCGACAGUUUCAGCAUCCAAGGCAGGGAUUUCACUUUGGACCGAGAUUCACCUGCUUCUGAUUUCCCCCAAUUCAAUAAGCAGAAAUUCUCAACGUACGACAAGGACAACGACGAUGUGGAGGAUUCUAAUUGUGCAGCUAAGCAGAAGGGGGGUUGGUGGUUCGGAAAUUGUUGCGAUGCCAUUCAGUGCAGCCUGAAUGGAAAAUAUCACCGUGGCGGUUCCCGUGGUUUUCAGUGGGCUGGAUGGACAAAUCAUAACAUAGUCAAGUGUGAAAUGAAGCUGCGUCGUUACUAA
Molecule: messenger RNA, 1713 nt
Organism: Patiria miniata (bat star)
Lineage: Eukaryota; Metazoa; Echinodermata; Asteroidea; Valvatida; Asterinidae
Exons: 8
Coding region: 1-1713 (570 amino acids)
Source: RefSeq, a predicted model, not a curated record